Ascochyta rabiei is the source of this 1209-nucleotide messenger RNA. RefSeq lists its product as uncharacterized. The record is from RefSeq and is a predicted model, not a curated record. Bases 1 to 1209 code for a protein of 402 amino acids. Gene Ontology annotation, molecular function: mRNA binding. The transcript is spliced from 3 exons. Gene Ontology annotation, cellular component: mRNA cleavage and polyadenylation specificity factor complex. Lineage: Eukaryota; Fungi; Ascomycota; Dothideomycetes; Pleosporales; Didymellaceae. Gene Ontology annotation, biological process: mRNA alternative polyadenylation.
AUGGCUGACGACGACAACUUCGACAUCGACAUCUACGGCGACGACUCGUACCAAGAGUCGAGCGCGCAAGACACAGCACUCCCCGAUGCCAGCGCGACGAACACAGACGCAAACAGUGGCGAAAACACAGCACCUUCAGAGGCCAAGGCGGGGGACAAUAAUGCAGCAAGCAAGCAAGAGGCUACGGACACCGCGGCAAACGAUGGCGCACAGCAAGACAGCACAGUGCAGCAGAUCUCAAGUACUGGUGGCUCCGGUCACGAUGUCCAUAGGCAGGCACCACAGCAACAAGGCACCAAGCGCAAACAAGGGGAAGAUGAUGACCGCCCGACCGACCCAGGCGCGACAGCAGCGUUGAUGAUCAACGAUCUGAACUGGUGGAUCAGCGAGGAGGACAUUCGCGGAUGGGCAAACCAGAGUGGAUGCGAGGACGAGCUGAAUGAGGUCACUUUCAACGAGCACAAGGUCAAUGGCAAGAGCAAAGGCCAAGUAUACGUACAACUGCAGUCACCACAGGCUGCGACGGCCCUGAAACACCAAGUCGAUCAGCUCUUCAAAGAUCAAGCGCAUACGAAGAAACCCACGGCUAUCUUCAACCCUCCGCAUCACAACCCUUUCAAGACCCUUCCCAAAGAUGUCCCUGCGCGCGACAAGAACCGUAAUGACCAGCAACCUGGAGGCUUCAACAACCGUGGUGGUGGCAACUUCAACCGUUUCAAUAACAACAGAGGCAACUUCAACAACAGGGGCGGCAGCAUGGGCUACCAGAACCGUAAUUUCUCUUCGCCAGCCAGUGGCAACAUGGGUGGCCAAAUGGGAGGCUACGGCGGCCAAGGUGGCAUGCAAAACUUUGGUGGCAACCCUAUGAUGGGUGGUGGAAACAACUUUGGAGGCGGCUUCAACCGCGGCGGCAACAUGAUGGGCGGCGCCAUGCGUGGAGGCAUGAACAACCGUGGAGGCCGGGGCGGAAUGGGUAUGAACAACAUGGGUGGGGGCGGUAUGCAGAUGCCGAUGGGCGGCAACAUGAUGAUGGGAGGGGGUAUGAUGGGUGGUGGCAUGAACAUGUCAAUGAUGAAUGGAAUGGGAGGUGCAGGUUUCGGCGGCCAACCACAGUUCAACCCAGGAUUCUUCCCGAAUCAGCAACAGCAACAACAAGGAGGCAAUGACCAUUUCAACCCUCACGGGGCUAAGCGGCCUCGACCUGAGUAG